Elgaria multicarinata webbii is the source of this 3704-nucleotide messenger RNA. RefSeq names its product ribosomal protein S6 kinase A6 (gene RPS6KA6). The record is from RefSeq and is a predicted model, not a curated record. The transcript is spliced from 22 exons. Gene Ontology annotation, biological process: intracellular signal transduction; peptidyl-serine phosphorylation. Lineage: Eukaryota; Metazoa; Chordata; Lepidosauria; Squamata; Anguidae. Gene Ontology annotation, molecular function: ATP binding; magnesium ion binding; protein serine/threonine kinase activity. The coding region runs from base 82 to 2226 and encodes 714 amino acids.
GAGAUCUCCGGCGGAGGGGGAGGCGGCGGCGGCGGCGGCAGCAGCAGCGGCAGCACAGGCGGAGAGUUGAAUGGCAUUAAAAUGGUGGAUGAACCUAUGGAGGAAGGAGAACCAUAUUCCUAUAAUGAUGAAGGAAAUGUAGAAGAAAUACCUAUUACCCACCAUGUGAAAGAAGGAUGUGAAAAGGCAGAUCCUAGACAAUUUGAAUUACUUAAAGUCCUUGGUCAGGGAUCAUUUGGAAAGGUUUUCCUUGUGAGGAAAAUUAUUGGUCCUGAUGCUGGACAGCUGUAUGCGAUGAAAGUUCUGAAGAAAGCUUCUUUGAAAGUUCGAGAUAGAGUUCGUACAAAGAUGGAGAGAGAUAUUUUAGUAGAAGUAAAUCAUCCUUUUAUUGUCAAACUGCACUAUGCCUUUCAGACUGAAGGGAAGCUAUAUUUAAUAUUGGAUUUUCUCAGGGGAGGCGAUGUGUUCACAAGAUUAUCCAAAGAGGUUAUGUUUACAGAGGAAGAUGUGAAAUUCUACCUCGCAGAACUGGCCCUUGCUUUGGAUCAUCUGCACAGCUUGGGAAUUGUAUACAGGGACCUGAAGCCAGAAAACAUUUUGCUUGAUGAAGCAGGACAUAUCAAGUUAACAGACUUCGGCCUCAGCAAAGAAUCCGUCGAUCAAGAGAAGAAAGCCUAUUCUUUCUGUGGCACUGUGGAGUACAUGGCACCUGAAGUGGUAAACAGGCGAGGCCACAACCAGAGUGCCGAUUGGUGGUCAUUUGGUGUUCUCAUGUUUGAAAUGCUUACUGGUACACUACCAUUUCAAGGUAAAGAUCGAAAUGAAACUAUGAAUAUGAUACUCAAAGCAAAACUUGGAAUGCCGCAGUUCCUUAGUCCUGAAGCUCAAAGUCUUCUGAGGAUGUUGUUUAAACGGAAUCCUUCAAAUAGGUUAGGAGCGGGUCCUGAUGGUGUUGAAGAAAUAAAGAGGCAUCCCUUCUUUUCAACUAUUGACUGGAAUAAACUAUACAGGAGAGAGAUUCAGCCCCCAUUUAAACCUGCUUCUGGAAGACCCGAAGACACAUUUUGUUUUGAUCCAGAAUUCACAGCAAAAACACCAAAAGAUUCUCCAGGAGUUCCACCUAGUGCUAAUGCUCACCAGCUCUUCAAAGGGUUUAGCUUUGUUGCAACUACUGCCAUAGAAGACCACAAAUUCUCCCCUCUCAACAAUAUAUUGCCAAUAGUACAGCAACUUCAUGGGAAUAGUGCACUAUUUACAGAUGCCUAUGAACUUAAGGAGGACAUCGGUGUUGGUUCCUACUCAGUGUGUAAGCGCUGUAUCCACAUAGCUUCAAACAUGGAGUUUGCUGUAAAGAUAAUUGACAAAAGUAAAAGAGAUCCCUCUGAAGAAAUUGAGAUUUUGAUGCGCUAUGGACAGCACCCUAACAUUAUUACUUUAAAAGAUGUGUACGAUGAUGGUAAAUAUAUCUACCUUGUCACAGAACUGAUGAAGGGAGGUGAGCUGCUGGAUCGUAUUCUCCGACAAAAGUAUUUCUCAGAACGGGAAGCAAGUGCUGUAUUGUAUACCAUCACUAAAACAGUUGACUACCUUCAUUGUCAAGGAGUAGUACAUCGAGACCUUAAACCCAGUAAUAUUUUAUAUAUGGAUGACUCUAAUAAUGCUGACUCCAUCAGGAUUUGUGAUUUUGGCUUUGCAAAACAACUUCGGGGGGAGAAUGGGCUACUCUUAACCCCUUGCUACACUGCCAACUUUGUAGCACCAGAGGUUCUCAUGAGACAGGGUUAUGAUGCUGCUUGUGAUAUCUGGAGCUUGGGUGUCCUGCUUUAUACCAUGUUGGCUGGGUAUACGCCUUUUGCCAAUGGUCCCAAUGAUACCCCUGAGGAAAUCCUGUUACGAAUUGGCAGCGGAAAUUUUUCUUUAAGCGGAGGCAACUGGGAUACUGUUUCAGAUGCAGCAAAGGAUUUGCUAUCUCAUAUGCUACAUGUAGAUCCACACCAACGAUAUACUGCAGAACAAGUUCUUAAGCAUUCAUGGAUAGCCUGUAGGGACCAGCUGCCACAUUACCAGCUUACCAGGCAGGAUGCACCACAUCUUGUAAAGGGGGCCAUGGCUGCCACAUAUUCUGCACUGAAUAACAAGACAUUUCAGCCUGUGUUGGAGCCUGUCGCAGCUUCCAGCUUAGCUCAACGGCGGAGUAUGAAAAAGCUAACGUCAACAGACUUAUAGUUCCACUGGGGCACUACACCAAAGUGGAGCAAGGGAAAAAAAAUCCAAUAAGUGGCUCUGUAUCUGCCUGGCCUGUGAUUUAAAAGGCAUAUACAUGUCCCUCCUACACUACUUGAAUUCUGUUGAAGAAAGAAAAGAAAAGAAACGUUCAGAGGUUCAGGGGGAUUCAUAAUACGUUUUGUGGGAAGUGUCAGUGGUUCAUAGAAGCAAAGCAUCAGGGUACAUCCCAGUGAUCAUGAGGAGUUUCUGUACGCAGUCCUAUUGCAUUAUGUUAAUACUUUUAAAUACUGUAUAGUUUUUGCCCAAUUUAUAAAGAAAUGGUUUAGGGGACCAUAGACACUGAAGUUGUAAAUUGAAAACUGAAAAAAAAAGAAAAAGAGUCAGUGUUCAGUAUUUUUGCUAUCUGGCCUUAUUGUAAAGAGAGAGAGAGAAAUUCGACUUAUGUGCUCUAGUUUUGUAAAUGGGUCACUUUACCAAUGGACUCCAUUCACCCUAAGCUCAUUGGUACAACAAGACAAGGCCAACCAAAAGUGAUAUGCUAGUGCAAAAUGCACGAGUGCUAAAAUGGAGGCCCUAGAUCUGCCUGGUGCCAAGCAGUUGAAGAAAGUGUACAAAGAGAAUCAGCCAUGACCCUGCAUUUGAAUUAUAGUGUGAAAGCCAUCAUUAGAACUAUAGGACUGGGUGUGCUUUCAUGUAAGGCCGUUGAAUGGUGGUGGUGAUGGUUGUGGUGGUGGUGAUUAGGAUAAUAACCUGAUAUAUAGAUAUAUAAAUAUAUAUUAACAUAUGGCAUCUCUAUCAUGGGAGGUUUUCAGGAAAAGGGUGAAUAGGUGUCUGUUGUGUAUGCGUUAGGUAUAGAAUAAGACAUUUAGGUAUAGAAUAUCCUAGGGCUGUGAGAUGGUCUAGACAAGCCCCUUCCAACAGUAUGACCCUUCUGUGAUAAGGGAGUAAGUGUGUUCCAUUUCCAUAACAUGGGCUGUACCCUUUUCAUUUACCAUAGAAGGGCUGAUAUUAUGGCUGUUUCUACACCUGCCUUUUUCCAGCGAUUGUCGUGGGAUCAUCCCUGUGCAUGCAAAUGGCACACAGGGGAUCCCAGGAGCAGGCAGGGACAAUUCCUCCAUUUUCCUGGGAUAAUCCUUGGGUGUAGAAAGGUUCUGUAUCUGCACUGAGAUUCUGAAUAUAAGCCCUCAAAAGCGAGAACUGAAAGACUGGUAUUACUUAAUACAGGCAGUUUUGUGAAUCUACCUUGGUAAUCCACUGUGCUCUGUUAUUGCUUUUCCCUCUUUCCUCCAUGAUUUGGUUACUAUUUUGGCAGGGCUUUUUCAUAUUGGGGUAGCAGUUAAUUCACCCUGAAUUGUAAGAUACUGAUGUUUUUAUCACAUAACGUAUUUCACAAUGGUCUUUAUUUAUUCACACUUUAUAGAAAAAAAAAGUUAUAUGAUGUCAUUUUUCAGACAUUUUAUAAAGAUUUCAAAGGUAAA